GAAGCCUCUUUUCUCGAGGUCUCAUCUAAACGGGUCCGAUAUAAAUCGAUACCCAUCGUCUUCGACGACGUAGGCCUAUGAUUGAUACUUCCGAGAAAAAAAAAUCAUUUUAAAAUAAAUGCUCAUCAGCGAUCAGGGCCGGAUAGUAAUCUGCAUAUAGGAAGCCAGGCAGUGUUCGGUAGGCCCUACUCCACACUAGGCACCAGCAGCAAUUUCAUUGAUUUCAAUUUGUUGCGCAGGCUCCCGAAUUUUAGGCACAGUACCUAUUUGUGCCUAUAAUAAUCAGGGCCUGUCAGCGAUACUUUCAUUCAUCGCGGCGCCACGCUUCUUGUGUUGAGAGGAUACGGUUUCACUCUACUGGAGAGAAUGAUGGCAAUAUCAUCUUGGUGGAUACUUCUUACCUGCGUGAUUUCCCGGUCAGCCUCAGCCUUGAUUGGGUGUCCGGACGACAAAUGGGAGUCAUUGAACGGGAGGUGUUACGUCGUUGGCUACGCGCUGAACUCGGCUUGGUACCAAGUGCCCUGGGAGCAGGCGCGGGAGAUCUGCAAAGGGUUGGGUGGAGAUCUCAUUGUCACAAACACCGCGGAAGAAUACGAGUUUGCUUUCACUUUGAUGCAGAAUACUGGAGACCAUAAGUUCAGCUGGACUAGGUGUUCCACGACUAGUGCCGGAGAGCUGUGGACGUGUGCGGAUGACCCUUCUAGCUACUCGCGGUCUGAUCCUGGGAGCAGUGUCGGUUACUGGGACUGGCGUACCGGUAGUCCGUCGGACCCUCCGUACUAUGCGAGCCGUUGCAUGAACCUGUACCGCUUGGUACCACCGUACGGCAUGUACGAAAACCCCUGCACCAACAGCAAAGGGUUCAUCUGCGAGAUGGAGGCCGUGGAAGUGCCGACCACGCUGCAAUCGCUAGCGAGGACAACGGCAAAAGCAAAGACGGUGUCCGCGAAGGAAGGUCUUUCAAAGCGAGCCCGUGUGAGUAGACACAGAGUGGUUCUGCGUCAAGGGGGCAUCGGAAGGCUGACCAACUACUGCCUGAAGAGCGAGUCCCUGCUCCGUGCUUUGCCGGCUAAACAAGUCAACCAGUGUGCUGCCCUCUGCCUGCAAGAUAGCCGCUGCCGGUCCUUCAACUACUUCGGCGAACGGCAGACGUGCCAUUUGUUCUUCGUGGAUGCUUCGGAUGUCGAUAGUGAUGGGUUUGGUGAAGACGAGGACUGCGCACACUACGAGAUACAGCGGAGCAAUCUUGAUGUCGGAAACUGUGUCUGAUUCGUUCUUUUGUCCGAAAUUUGUCCGAAAAAAGGCAUAAAAAUAAAAUGUAAGAAGUAAUUAAAUAGGUGUAAAGUAGUGAGAACUGUUAUAUUUUGUGUACUGCACGUGUAAUCGUGAAAAUAGACACUCUGUAUGGGGGACUCGCACUAAAACCAUGGAGGAAGGAAUUACCACAACUAAACUAAACUCAGGAUCUUUGAAAGGAAAAGGCGCAAGGAGAUUGAAUUAAUAGAGACAAGGGACACAAUUCGAGAUUUCAAACCAAAAAGGACCAAAAAGAAUUUAUUUACAAAAGCCUUAAACCCAAAACCAGAAACUAAAAGCAAAGAAUAAAACCUAAAAAACAACUAAAACCCUAAAACCAAUACCAAAAACUUCAAAACUUAAACCAACACAGUGUGUAAUAAUAAGAAGACCUUCCCAAGACACUUUGGAAGAAAAUCUGUAAAACAAGAUAAGAGAGUAAAGAAUAUAAUAAGCAACAAGUAAACAAUGCAAACAAAGUCGAGCUCCACUAGGUCUAGAUAAUAAUACAUGUAUAAACAAAGUCACGUGGGCGUGCUAUUCAGUCUUGCCAAGAACACCAAAAUCUCUUGUGAAUAUUUAAUGAGCGAGAUAAAAACAGUGAUAGAUAAUAAUAUAUGUAUAAACAAAGUCACGUGGGUGUGCUAUUCAGUCUUGCCAAGAACACCAAAAUCAGUGAUCACUGUCUUCUGCAUGAAUGCCAGGUGGGACUAAUCACCAAGGGGGUAAUUCGUAUUCUUUAACAAUAAACUUGCACAGGUCCAAGCAGAUAAGAAUAAAUGAAACAGGUGGCUAUAAAUACAAAAUAAAGGAAAAGGCAAAUCUACAGUAAAUGAACAGCUUGAACAAGUCUAGCUCAUGAAUAAAACAUUAUUCAAAAAAGGUAAUGAAGAAAAGACAUUUUCCAUCCAACCACUAAAAUCAGAGUUCAAAAGAAAUCAGAGAACUUACAGCAAAAAUAAUCAAAGCUAAUAAUUGAAAAGGCCAUGCAAUGCAUCUAACAACCACUCAAGUAAAAUCAGGCAAGAAAACCCAAGUCAUUUUCCUCAAAAUUAAGUCAAUGAAAUAAAUCAAACUUCUGACAACACAGUUUUUCUCAAAAAUAACAGAACUCUAACGAUCCUGAUCUAUAGAUUCAAGCAAACCUUCCUUAAGCGAUUUCCAAACCCAAUCUCAAAACUUCAAGUGAUAAUUCUUCAAGGCUGUUCGUGAACUGCGUAAAACUUGUCAAAAACUCAACAAAACUAAGACCUAUCAAAAUUUCUAAAAACUUAAUAAUACACUUAAUGAGAAAUACAAAGAAAAACAUACACAUGUAGGCCUAUAUCAAAACUCACCAAUAACUCGAGCAGAAAAACACUCACACAGGGCAAGGCGCACCCAAGAAAAAUCAAGGGGGAAAAAAGGCUUAAACAUUUAGUGUUCUCUCCACUGCCGCUGGUCUGCUACUGAUCAUGAGGGGUCUGUGGUCUUACAGGGUGGCAGGGCACAUGGUCUUGGUGGAACGGGGGAACCAAAGUCAUGGGAGUACCGGUAAUUUACAUACCAUGUGAAGUUGUUACCGGGGAAAGUUCAUCAGGGGGAUACACUGCUAUGAAAGGGUUGGGGACAUCUAAUAAAAACGCUGGAUUUCCUCGGGGGGGCUACUCCUAUACUAAAGCAUACAAAAAUACAUUGAAAAAAUACAAGUUAAAUUUGGCCCUGCCACACACGAUAAAAACUUAGAACCGAGUAACGAAAAACACCGUUGAAGCUUCUUGAUAUUAGAUAUAGUUACUUUGCAUUUUCAUCAGAAUUAUAAGCUAUUUUGUAAUUAUUUGUUUAGAAAUUAAGCUUGAUCACAGAUUUAAUAUCAGUUUCUGAUCAAAAGUUAUACUUAUAACUGCGUAAUAGAUAUUAAUACAUACAUCUUAUUCUUUGUUUCUUCGUAAUUCUCCUUCUUGCACAAUCAAUAGUAUAAGAUUAACAGUCAAUUUGGGACAAACAGUAAAACUAAAUUUUGUUCGUUCUGAGUAUUUUUAAAAAGAAUUUUGAGGUAUGGGCAUUUAGCACUGGUAUCUAUGGAAAUUUUAAUACAGGAGUGAGAUGAGAUUUGAAGGUUUGCAUGGUGGAAAGAUACUAAGACAAGAUAAGUUUGCGGUAGCACCAUGUGUGAAU
Messenger RNA from Patiria miniata (bat star), 3453 nucleotides. Its product is annotated as macrophage mannose receptor 1-like. The record is from RefSeq and is a predicted model, not a curated record. NCBI's taxonomy places the organism in Eukaryota, Metazoa, Echinodermata, Asteroidea, Valvatida, Asterinidae. The transcript is spliced from 5 exons. Bases 367 to 1269 code for a protein of 300 amino acids.